AUGGAUCCAGCCAGCCAGGCGCUGGCGCAGAAUCUGCCCACGCAUGUGCGGAGAACCUAUACUGCUCUAGCAGAAUGCUCUAACAUCCCUGUGUCUUAUACCACUCAGUACCUUACCCUGUCGGAAGAGAUAGCCUUUGUUCAGCAUAUAUUGCGAACGGCUGCUCUUGGAUUUCCCCUGCGUAUUAAGGAUAUACCUCUCCUAGCAUUUAGCAUUGCCCGCCGAUAA
Mytilinidion resinicola is the source of this 228-nucleotide messenger RNA. RefSeq lists its product as uncharacterized. Lineage: Eukaryota; Fungi; Ascomycota; Dothideomycetes; Mytilinidiales; Mytilinidiaceae. The transcript is spliced from 2 exons. The record is from RefSeq and is a predicted model, not a curated record. The coding region runs from base 1 to 228 and encodes 75 amino acids.